Messenger RNA from Varanus komodoensis (Komodo dragon), 10194 nucleotides. It is a transcript of the gene NPAS4, whose product is annotated as neuronal PAS domain protein 4. Lineage: Eukaryota; Metazoa; Chordata; Lepidosauria; Squamata; Varanidae. The transcript is spliced from 8 exons. Gene Ontology annotation, molecular function: protein dimerization activity; DNA-binding transcription factor activity, RNA polymerase II-specific; RNA polymerase II transcription regulatory region sequence-specific DNA binding. Bases 5786 to 8059 code for a protein of 757 amino acids. The record is from RefSeq and is a predicted model, not a curated record. Gene Ontology annotation, biological process: regulation of transcription by RNA polymerase II.
GGGGGACUUUUCCUUCCACAGCUCGCCAGGUCUUUUCCUGGAGUCCAGAGGCCAAAAUCGCCCAACGGCACCAGCGCCCCAGCUUUCCGGGGCACCCCCACUGCGGACUUGUCUCUGGAGAGAGCUGCCCGAACAGUUGCUAUUGCGCACCGGCUCUUCCGCCUCGGGCCAGCGUGGGAAGUGGGGGGUCGGGCUGGGCUGCUCCGCGGAAGUGCCAGAGACCCUCCUGGGUCACUGCGUCAUCCAAGCAGGUCGGGACUCCUUACUGUGGGAGAAAAGAGAAGUGGUUCGCAAAACCAUUUGAGGCCUGCAUUCGGGGCAUAUGCCUUGCUUGUGUGCGUGUGCAGCACCUUGAUUCAGCAGCUGUCUUUUUGGAAGCGCACCUGGCUUUUGCAUCGAUCCCCGUGGCCAGCUCCCGCCAGGUGUGUAGUCUGCAGGGGUUUGCGCCAGAGGAAGGCGAAUGGCUAUAGCGUGGCGAUGUGGGUAUUGGGCUCUUCUGGGCUCCAAAUCUUGGGCCACUUAAGUCUUGUGCAUUUACAGUGGACGAAUAUGCUUUCAUGCACAUGAGCUGACUCUACAGAAAAGCAAAUUUUGAAAACAGUUGCGUUUCGUGUUGUUGGGGAAAAAGCCACUUGCUGAAAUAAAGGGACCCCCGUGAUCUUUAACUGCAUCUGAGCUUCCUGACUUAGCUAGCUGUUGGGCUACUUGUGCGUCACCUCUGGCUGCCUGCCCCCGUGCCUGAGGUUUAUUCCUGAAAUCAAAUACCCUCCUUUCUGCUGCGCAACCCUCCUUUUGGCAAAUAAGGGUAUCCUUAAGUGACAAACUCCUUCGUACACACACAUGUGCAGACUGUAGUACAUAAGUACUUUGGCAUGUGCCAGUUGGGGCAUUUUUGUUGUCCUGUAGGCCUGACCCCCAAGUUUUCCGGGUCCUCACCCCCAGCUCUACCUCGCCCUGCCCUUGGUGCAAAAGGAAUGAGCAGCAGGAACUCGGUGUGGCUUCCAGAGAGAGGAUUAAUCGACACGACAUGCAGUGACCUUGUUUAGCAUGUCUUGAACCAGGUGACGGUCCUGUUGUUUGCAAACAGAAGGGUGAUUGUCGACUCUGGCGUUAAAUAAUUUUACAGAAGUUUUCCCUUGAUUUAGGUGGACAUGUGCAGGCAAGCAGUGCAUUUCAGAGCCUUCUCACGUGGCCUUACGUGGCCUUGUAUAACUUCUCCAUUGUGACCCACCCUUUCCGUUCUUUGGCCGACCACGGCCAUGCCCGCCUUUACAACUGCUUGACCCUUCCUCGUAUGUUAGAACUACUCGAAAACAAAUCACUCUGUUUGCCAACCCUGGUUUUUUAAAACCAGCCCCUUGAGAUCAGCAACAGAUGCCCUUCUCCGGAAACUUCCUGUUGUGAGCCACCCCGAGGCUUCGUUGCGAUGGGGGCGGGAACUUACUCACUCCGCUAAGAGGGGUGUAUGGAGAAGCUCUGCUCUUGCCACACCAGCGUUUCGAAGUGUGCCAGUGGGGAAGUUCGGAGGCAAACCUGCGCAAAGGUAAUAGCGGCAAGUGGCAGAGCUGUUCUGGCUGUUUUUACAUAAUGCACGCCUCAAAGCAUCGUUGUGGUGCCGCUGUCUUUCCUUUGGCUCAGUGCGCGUUGGCAAACAGUUAAAAAUUUUAAUGAAGUGGGAAAUUAUUGCCCGCUCUCAAGCUCCCAUACGAAAAGAUAAGUGACGAAAGGAAUCUGCUUUGCAUAACGAAAGGUGUGUUACCCCAACACCCAGCCAAGUUGUAAUAGGUCCUGUAAAUUGGUUGUGUCGGAAUGGGAAGGGCCCACAAUUUCCUCCAAAUUUGCCUAUGAUAGAACUGUAUAUUAAUAAGUCUAUUUAUUCCAUCAGUGAUGAAUAGGAUUUUGCCAGAGACGGCCCAUCCCAUUAAUUUCUCAUCUGAAAUAAAUGCUUUCAUUUGCUCUGAAGCCCGGAUCAUCCCAAGCUGAUGGGGAAAGUAUUUUUCUCUGCUUAAUUGCCAUAGAGGAAAACUGUCUGCGUGUUUGAUAAUUAAUCCUUCCCUGGUUGCCAGUCUCUGCCAAAAUUACCUUCUAUGGAGAGGGAAGGGGGGCUUCCACUGGACUUACAGGGUUCUGUGGGAAAGAUCCAGGGUCUUGGGAAAUAAUUUUGAGGCUGGGGGUCCCACUGGCUCACACCCAGCAGUGCCCCUUCAUCUGGUUGUUUCUCGUCUCUCAGAUGUUUUCCUGUUGAUGGUGAGAAAAUCGCAUUUUUCCUGGCUUUUCUGACAUCCUGAACUUCAGACCCUUUGCAUCUUUUUCAGAACGGAACCAGUGAUAACCGCAGUUGUAUUACUGCUUGUGAAUACUGAGCCCAGGGGAAGUCAGUGGAGGAGGGAGAAAGAUACACAGGGUCAGCAAAUACCUUUCCUUAGAAGAAUCGACUUCCCACGAACAGUUUAAGGCAUUUCUGCAAGAUGUUUUGCUGUUUGAAUAGAAGGCUACUGGUUUAUCACUCAUUAAUGGAUGAUUUUGUUUACAACAUGCCACCUCUUGCAAAACAGCUUUCGCGUUUCUCCUGUUGCUCCCUAUUUCCUCCUGACCACAACCCUGUGAGGUAGGCCAGGCAGGCAGGCAGUGAGCUUCCUGGCCCAGUGGGGACCAGAACCCAGAUCUCCCACUGCUUCCACCAGGAAGGCAUUCUCCCCUUGUGCAACCACCAUUUAAAGGUGAGUGUUCAAGGGGGCAUUGCUGGCUAGGUGGGAAAAAUCUCUCCCUGCCUCGUCAUCCAAUUUGGCGGGGCGAAGGGGUAAACAACACUGGUUGGUUUGGGAAGAUCUGGUGCAUGAUGCAACCAAAUACCAGAAUGUGUUUUCUUUGAGAUGAUUUGGACGAGAAACAUGCUGGCUGAAGUUGGUGCUGCUGAAAUUUAAGCAAACCGUGGCCAGCGUUCGGACACGCACAGCUACAUGCGAUCCCAGACGACACUGCGGCCCCCCGGCCUCUCUCAGACAGCACGAGGGGGUCCCUUCCUACCCAGCUCGUCUCUCCCAGUCGCUCUGCUCUCCCUCGGCCUGGCCUCUGAGCGGCACAGUCCAGCACCGUGUGGGAAAAGCACCCGGCUGUGGUACAGCCUUGGAAAGGAGCCCAUCUCCAGGAAACCAGAUGCUGGCAGGAAAAGUCCCCAGACAAAGCCCAGGGAAUCCCCCACUGCAUAUUCAUAGCAUCCCUGCCACUAAGAGAAGAACAGUGGAACCGGAGGAGGCACCUCCAUUCCCUUCUCCCCCGUGCUCUUGUUUGCAAUCCUUCCUCCUCCGUUCCCUUUCUCUCCUUUCCCCGGCACUGUCUGCAAUAGGCCGGCUUUUAGCGUGUGGGUAUGUCGGAACCCCAUCCCUUUUGCCUCAGCCAUGCCCAAAUCCAGGAUGCUGUCCCAAGAGCUUCCCUAAAAUGGGAAUUUGGUCCCCGAGCUGGAAGGAGUCCCCCGGCCUGAUUGGAUUCUCUCCCACCUCUCUCCGCAUGUCAUGAGCAGAGCUGGCCGGAGCCGGGGGUCAGACUGGAUGGCCCGAGAGACCCCUUCUGGCUCGCUCAGUUUCUAUGUUUCUCUCCCUCUAUGCAGCCCUUGGAGAAGCCCAAGGAGAGACCGGGAGCCACUUUGGACAGCCGGUCUCUCCACCAGGUAACCUCCAAAUGCAGUGGGUGAUGGGGCCUUGGUGGCUGGGGAUGUUGGGAGUUGCAGUUUGACAGAUCUGGUCAAGGAAGGCUGUCAUACAGUCUCUGGCAGCUGGCUGCUCAGAACUGGGAUCCUGAGUCAAUGGCUCUUAUCUUUGCAGCCAGAGGUUCUCAAUAUUUAAGGUUUCUGGCUUUCCCAGGUCACCUGCAGGCCACGGUGCCUCUUAAAGAGCUUGCCUGCACAACCAGCCCUGCAGAGCCUUCUGCUGGGGUCCCUUCCUUCCUGCUGGGGAAGGAAGGGAGCUGAGAAGGUUCUGCUCUUGGAAGGACCGACAGAAUCACAUGCAGAUCACUUCGGCUUUCUCACACACACACACACAAGCACAAUCGCACACACAUUCACCUCUCGAAUGCAUGCGUAUCUCAGAUUCUGAAGCAACUUUUCCAGGAGGUUUAAAUCUCAGGGUAACCUGGUUGCAUAAACAGGGGCUGUCUGCAUUGCAGAAAGCUGUAAUUGCAUAACAGUGUCAAAAACAGUGUUCAUUCAUAACAAGCUCUUUCAGGCCUGCCCCCCCUUUUUAAAAAAAUAUGAAGCACUAAAUGGGAGAAGAUGAAAAGCAAACAAGCAAACCGACCCGGCAUCUCCCUCUAGAUACAGUCCGGGGUGAGUUUUCCUUUCUGCAGCUUCAGUGCCCACCCUGAAAAAUACCCAACCUGCAGGAAAACUCAGCAUCUUUCAAACCUCUCAGAAUAAUCCAGACUGCAAAGAGUUACUAUCCUCCCACCAUCUCAGCUUUUCUUUCCUUAUAUGGAAGGAGAGAUUAUGCAAAAGCCAAACUCCCUAAUUCAGGUUACCUUUGUGAAGGGGAAAAAACCCACCCAAAAUAGGAGGCAGAGAACUGUCAUUUUUCAUUCCGUUGCUCUGGCAACCAUGAAGCCAAAAAAGGCACCUGCUCCCCCCACCCCAAAAUCUAUUUUUGGCUUUCACAUAGGAAAGUGUUAUUUAAGACCUGAUUUAUUAUUUAUUUUUUGAGGAAGUUAAAAAAAAACUCACCAAGUAUUGUUUGCUCUAUGGGAGAGAAGUCAGAAUUCCUGGAGAGAAAUCCUAUAUAAAGAUGUGCUUAACACAAGUUUUUCUUUACUAAAAAGAAGCAGCAGGGAAAAGAGAAAAAGAAAGAGAAUACAUCAGUCAAAAUAUGUCUGAAAAAGAAUAAAAAAUGGGGAAAGGAAAACUAGGAAUAAAGAAAACAGCUUGGAAUGUUCUUUUCUCGUUGCAAAUCAAUGUUUGUACUUUUAUGAGACCACAUGAGGAACAUUUAUUUUCUUAAAGUUACUAAAAUAAAACUACAUGCAAAGAAAUAAACACACACACAUAUAUCAAGAUGAAAGAGAGUCAGGCUAAGAUCACAAUACAAACACACCUUGUUUAAAAGAAAAAUGCAUUUCAGAGCUGCUUUUCAUAGUGCUUGGGUGUGGCAGUUUGAUUUUGGCAUCGCCUUAUCUCCCCGGUUUUCUCUUUUAAUGCAGCAGCGAUAGGUGCAUAUUAGUGUGGUGAGAGAGAGAGAGAAAGAGAGGGUAGAUAGGAAGGAAGGGAGACAGAAAAAGGAGAAAUAAAGCAAAAAUGAGAGGGUGAGGAGAGAGACAUGGACAGAAGACAUAGAGGAAGCAAGCCCUUUCUCCUGAGAAGGAAGGGAUGAGAGAAAAGGGGAACUCCAGCGCUAGACUGAACGUCUCAGCCUGGGGGAGAAGGAGGGCGGGAGGAGUGCAUUGCGCAUGAGACCAAGAUGCGAUUCCUGCACUCAAGUCCGUCUGCUCCAUCUCCUAAUUCGGUGCAGUUCUUCUCCGCCUGCCCCCUCCGCUCCCCCUCCCCUCCCCACCACGUCAUUCAGGAGCCAGUGACGUAGGGUUCCCCCAAGCCCCGGGAAAGGAGGGGGCAGCUCUGCAGCCCAUGUCCCUCCAUUGAUCUGAACAAAUGCUCCCGCCCCACUUUCCUGAACAUGGCAGUGCCCACUCUCCCAGGAGCCUAUAAAAGAUGGCAGGUGAGCCGUGGCUCUCAAACAGAUCCACGGACAGGCUUCAGAGAGCGGGCGAGGAGCUCCGGCUGCACGCGUCCUCUUGAGCCGAGAUGUACCGGUCCACGAAAGGAGCCUCCAAGGCACGGCGGGACCAGAUCAAUGCGGAGAUCCGGAACCUGAAGGACCUGUUGCCCAUCGCGGAAGGGGAUAAACUCCGGCUCUCGUACUUGCACAUCAUGUCUCUGGCUUGCAUCUACACCCGGAAAUCCAUCUUCUUCUCCAGAGGUGAAACUCCAGAAAGCUUGGAGAGCUUGCUUUCCUCCCCAGAUCUGGAAGAUUUCAUGCAGAUGCUUCCAGGCUUCCUUCUCGCGUUCACCGGAGAAGGCAAGCUCAUCUACGUGUCGGAGAAUGUUGCCGAACACCUGGGACACUCCAUGGUGGAUCUGGUUGCCCAAGGAGACAGCAUUUACGACAUCGUGGAUCCGACCGACCACUUCGUGGUGCGAAGCCAGCUCACGCUAGCUUCCCCGACAGAUACCGAGCGACUCUUCCGCUGCCAUUUCAACACGUCCAAGACCAUCCGGCGGCAAAGUGCAGGGAACAAGCUGGUCCUUAUCCGAGGGAAGUUCCAUCAGUCCCCGUCCGGCUCCUACUGGUCUUCCAACCCGGUCUUCACCGCUUUCUGCACCCCGCUCGACCCCAAGCCCAGGCUCGGUCCGAACUCUUUCUUCUUGUCCUCUUUCGAGAGUCACCACACAAAAGACCUGGCUGUCGUGGACAUCUCUGAAAGUGUGAUUUUCUACUUGGGCUUUGAGAAAACCGAACUCUUCUGCCGGUCGUGGUACAGCCUGAUCCACCCUGAAGACCUCGGCCAUGCCUCGGCUCAGCAUUACCGACUGUUGGGCGACGCGAGUGAGACCCGGGCCGAGAUGGUCGUCCGACUGCAAACCAAAGACGGCAUAAACUGGAUUUGGAUAUAUUCUGUGCUCCACCUGGAGAACGUGGAUGUUCCUAUCACUUGCCACAACUAUAUCAUCAGCGAUUCCGAAGCCUGGUGUCUGAAGCAGCAACUGUCGGCCGAAGAAGCCCAGGCGACUUACGCUCUCGGAAGUGCCCCCACGUUCCUGGAAGGCCUGCUUUCCCCGGGGCAGCUGUCCAGCCCUGACCAAGUCUUCACGCCAGCGGCCGGCCCCGCGGCCCUGCCAGCCUUCGAUUUCAGUGCUGUGGAGUGCCCCCCGGCCUUCGCGGAGACGUCUGCGGCCUGCCCGGCCCAGGAGGGGGCCGAGCCUGGCAACACCUCCUCUGCGGAGGAGGCCGCCCCGGGAGCCACGCUCGGCCUUCUCGGCAAAGCGCCGGCGUUCAGCUACGUGAUCUUCCCGGCGGGCUACGAGCAGACGCUGCGGAGAGAGCUCGGCAGCGCCGCCUCGUCUUCGAAAGACUUUGUCUGCACCCCUCCGUACACGCCCCAUCAGGGCUCCGCCUUCCUCUUUGGGGCCUCAGAGCCGUAUGCUCCAAGCAGCGCCGCCUCUGCCCCCACAGCCGCGCCACCCGUGGCAGCCACCCCUUCCGCCGCCCCGGCCACCAGCGUCCCCACGACCACCAGCACCACCUCCGAGCUGUUCUACACCCAAGAACAAUGCAGUGCUCUCUAUGAGAAGUUACCACCCACCCCCGACAGCCCCGGUAAUGGGGACUGUACGGUGAUGACCCUGCCGGAGAUCCGGGGGCCCCUCUAUAUCGACGUGCCCAUGGUGCCUGAGGGACUCCUGACUCCGGAAGCCUCGCCCAUCAAGCAGACCUUCUUCAGAUAUUCUGAAAAAGAGAAGACCGAGAUUGAACUGCUGGCACAGCAGCUCAGCAGCCUGGCCGAGACCUUCGGUGCCGUCGCUUCCGGGGAGCUCGUCCCGCACGGCCAGGCUGCCCUCCGCAGUUCUGCUCCAGGCAUCGUGCCUGGACUGUGCCUGGGCAUCCAGACCCCCGAGGACUGGAGGAGCCAUGACUUCUCCUUGCUGGCCUGCCCGGAAGACGAUCUCCUGGAAGGGGAUGCCCUUGAGACCCUUCUCCAAGACCUGUCCGCCUCUCUGUUCGAGAAAGGCGGCACAGGUGUGAGGUGCCCUCACCACCCGUUCUGCGGUGGGAAUGUCAGUAGUCCAAUCGGCUUGGACACCGAAGAUACGAGCCAAGAAGCCUUGGCUCCCUCACCCAGCAUGGACCUGCCUCCAGAAGAGCAAAGCUUUUUGGAAGAACUGGCCUCUUACGAAACAGCCUUUGAGACAUGUGCCUCAAACUCUCCCUGUGACGGGUUAGAUGAGUUGCAUCAACUCCAAAGACACAUGCAAGAAGGCUUCCACGAAGAUGGAAGCGAAAGUGACCCUUCGUUUUGAAAUAAGUCCGUGACUUACUUCUCCUAGUAUGGCAUAUUGUCAUAUCCCAAGGACCUUCUUCCACCGAAACCCCUGGAAAGCGCUCUCAUGUUGAAGCGAGAGGAAGUCGUGCCCAUCUUCCUGGGUUCGGGGUUUUCUUUGAAGAGAAAGAUGUUUUGUUCUUGCUUUUUUAAAAAAAACACAAAAUAGCGAAAGUAAAUAUUUAUAUAUAUAUAUAUAUCUUGAUUCUGAGACAUCGACGCUAGCUAAGGGAAGGACCGUUGUAAGUGGACUUACACAUGUUACCGUAUUCACUCGUAGUGAGUAAACUUGUACGUAAUUUACUAAGAAAUCCCAGGCGGGGUCUUUGCGCCAAGGUGCUCCCGACAGCCAUUCAACGCCGUGUUGGAGCGAAGCAACCGCGGAGCCGGUUGGCGCAAGAUCGGGGACUCCUCCUCUUCCGAUCUGUCCCCAGCGCCCCCCCAGAGAACGGAAAGUGUAGGUGGUUGGUAGCGCCUACUGCAGUACGGGCCCAUGGCUGGUGACGCGAUUCCGUCUUCUCUUCUUCCUCCACUGCCCUCCUCCUGACAAGAGCACGUCUCUGUUUGCCAAGAAUUCUUCGGCUCGACUUCUCAGUUUGCUCCUUUUGGAAGCACCCUGAUCGCUCGAUUGGGGCUAUUACGACGAGCGUUUUCCUGCAAUUCUACACCCUGUUUGCCGGGAAGAAGCCCCACUCAUGGGAGUUAACUUCUGAGCAGAAAAGCACAGGAUGGUGAAAUUCCAUUUCUCAGCCGAUAACCGCCCAUGUUGGACAUUCAUGUGCUCCCACUUCAGUGCCUGGGGAAAGGGCCAGACCUGACAGAGAGACUCACCUGCAUUUAACCGUUGCACAUCCAAAAGAAACGGAUCAAGGGAUGAUUUGAAAAUGACGCCUGGAGCAGCCCAGGGUCGAUUGUACUUCGAGGAAGCAUCUGGGUGCUGAAUUCUCCCUGAAUCACCCUGACCCAGCCUUCCUUCCCCAACUCCUUUAAAUCCAUCGACUAGCAAUUUCCACUCACGAUCUCUGUCCGUUCUAGCCUCCCCCAGGUCUCUCUCUCUCCCCCUUUGGCUUCCAGCACAAAUUCUUUUCGAAAUCAAGAAUACCGCUUUGCUCAUAGAAUAGUCUCAUCCAUUCUGGUCGAACCAAAGUGCUUCCUGUAUGCAGCAGGAACUGCUAUAGCUAGGAUAGCAAUGUCAGCUACUCGGAAUUAUUAAAAUUGUGCUUAAUAAUUACUGUCCAUCCUUAUGGGAACCCCAAACUUCCCCCUCACCUCAGUGGGGAAGAGCUGUAGCUCAGCGACUGAGCACUUGUAUUGCAUCCAGAUCCCUGGCAGGACCCCAGCAAUGCUGGGAGAGACCCCCCUGGCCUGAAAGUCCUGGUGAUUGACUGCCAAUCAGUUUAGACAAGACUGAGCUACCACGGACCAAACAUCAACCUGGCAGAAGGCUGUUCUCCUCUUCCAACGGCAGCUGUGCGGUGGUGGAGGUACACUAGUCCAGAUGAACGGAACACACAUGUUUAUAGAGAUAAAUAUCAAUGGUGUGCGUUGUUUCUAAUCCGCUAUUUUGUAAGAGCUUGUGAAAUUCUCCAGGAGCCUGUCCUGGCUUUUGUUCUGGACAAGUUCGGGCCAUGGAGAUCUGUGCUUUUUCCUCUUGUUCUUUCUUUGUCGUUUUGAAAUAUUUGGUACCGUCUCACCCAUGGAGGUGGCACAGUCCCUCGGUGUAGAAUUCUCUACGAUCAAGUAUCAGGAUUGAAUCCUUUGUACUUUUUUUACAAAUUCACACAUUGUCCGAGUGUGGGAUGCUGUGAUAUAGAUCUAUAUUAUCCAGUAAUGUACGUUGGUGCAUAGAGACAGAGAACGCUGAAAAGUUUGCUUUCUCAUUAAAAAAAGAACACACACACACAAAUGUAACUAUACUUGCCUUUUGGUGGAACUCUGUAGUAUUUGUGUUGUGCAAAUAUUUUAGCCCUAUGUUGGGUCUUGAUAUGAGUACUUUGGAAUAAAAGUCAAAAAUGAAACCAUUAAUUUAGUGUGAAGCGUUUUUAAUCAAAGCGACGGCAGUGAUGGCGUUCUCUAGUUUCUGUCAGGCCAGUGAAACAAACAGAAUUUUUAAAC